Messenger RNA from Trichechus manatus latirostris (Florida manatee), 3325 nucleotides. RefSeq names its product CFAP20 domain containing (gene CFAP20DC). The transcript is spliced from 14 exons. Bases 806 to 2782 code for a protein of 658 amino acids. NCBI's taxonomy places the organism in Eukaryota, Metazoa, Chordata, Mammalia, Sirenia, Trichechidae. The record is from RefSeq and is a predicted model, not a curated record.
CUAAAACAUCUGUUAAGAGCAUCGUAAUAGAGAGGUCAAGCAAAAGUUCAAAACCUAAGAGGAGAGGAAUUAAGCAAAUGGGUCUGGAGUGGUAAGAUAAAAUCGAUUGAUUUUGAAGCAGUUGUAGACUUCAGCUGUCAAAAGUGCCAUAGAGAUUGUUUUUUCUCCAAAUAUUUUUAAAGCAGAUGAAGCUGGUGAACAAGAAUAAAUUAUCCGUGCUUAUUUAGUGAGUAUUAAGUUAAUUAAAUGUGUGUUAAAUUAACAAUAGGUGUUACAAAGAAAAAUAUGUUCCUUCAUCUAUGUCAAUGUAGACACGUUUAAAACCGUAUGAAUUAAAUAUAGCUCAUGAAGCCUUCAGCUGUAGUUGUUAGAGUUGUUUUUCUUGACCUAUUGUUUUGUAUUAAGUUGUUUAGUACAGUUAAAACUGUCAGUGGAUAAAAAUAAUUGCCACAUGCUUUUACAGUCUCCUUGAUGGAAAUCUAUACAUCAGUUUUAUGUCUCUGUUGAAUGCAGUUCUAAAUAUGCAUUCUCCUGCAACCUAAUAAAAAUAGUAAAUAAAAAUUAUUGUUUUUUAAAAUUUUCAUAAAAAUCCCGCCAAGGCCACAGAUGGGAUUUUUAAAAGGCAACAUUUGUUGUUAGAGUUUGAUUUGAUUUUCCUCCAUUUUUUUGCUUUCAUAGUGAGGUUGUAACUCAUGGGCAGUUCUGUUGCAGUUCUGUAUAUCACCGAAAUGCUAAAAGCGUCAGCUUGUGGAUGGCAUGUGGUUGUGUUUGCUUAUCUGCGCAUAUACACAGUUUGGACGUAUAAAUGUGCAUUUCCUCCCCUCUCUUUCUAGUUGGACUGAUCCAGAGGUUUCUUGUGCUUCAGAUUUAUGUACCCCUGGGACAAGACUUCUCCACUGAAUUGCUAAUUACUGAUUUAGGAAACAUCAAGAGAAGAUUAUAUUUAUCAACGGUCCAUAAGGAACUGUCCUCAACCCCUCUUCAUGCGAAAAUCCCACUCUUCAUGAUCAAGCGCAAAAUUUGGUGCAAUCUUUGCAUUGACUUGGUAGCGUUCACUGGUGAAAUAUUCAAGGGAGCAGUUUUCCAGUCAUUGGAUGGAAUUAUUGUCUCGGCUAACUGUAAGCUACGGAAGAUCUUCACUUUAAAAUCAAAGCCGCAAGAUACUACCGAUAAAGAUGACCAGUUCAUUCACCGAGGAGGCAGUGUGCGGAACAAUAAAAGUCAAGAUGUUUGUCAUAUCGCCUUUGGAUCCAAAGUUCUUGGACCACCUCCAUUGUCUGGCAGAAGGAAUAACAUGAGGCUAUCCAGUGAGACAGUAAGAUCCAUUGGGUCAAAAAAUCACCGAUCCUGCCUGCAGUCCACUGUAGAGAAGUGUGUUAGCAGUACAGAUGUGUCAGCCUUACUGGUAUCUGAGUCUGAGGAGCAAGGAGAUAAAGAAAACAUUCGCCAAAUAAAGCAGCCUGUACCUGUUCAUGCCGGUCUACAUAUUAUGCACCCACAUCCCCCUCAAGAACCAUUGGCAGAUAAGAAGAACAACAGCAGAAGAUUACGAGUACAAAGCACCGGCAGGGACAGGACAGAGACGCCCGGCGGCAGUUCUUCAGGAAAUAACAGGAGCGAAGAUAAAGCAACACCUGUCCUCACCUCUGUGUCUCAGCAAAGAGAAGAGACGGUGAAGCCCAGCACCCUGGGACCCCAGGCUCCUGAUCCAGCAGAUGAGUGGAUAUUUCCUGAAAAUUAUGAUCGCAUUCCCCACUUGGAAUCCAGCCGACGGUCUUUACUUCUGGAUGAUGACUCCUUCAGCGCUUCACAUCUGUGGCCAGAAGUCAGCCAGGAACAUGAUCACAGCCGUCAAGCUGAGGAGACCCAGAUUGUUGCGAAGGACAUUUUCACUUUUUCCUCGAGACCGCGGUCAGCACCUCGUGGGAAGACUCAGAGCACGUCCCCAGAGGAGUGCGCAUUAGUUUGGGAUCUAAAAGAGAGUAACAGUGGACCAAAUGGAGGUGCCCAGCUGGAGGAUGACAGCAGCGAAGAGGUACACUUUUUGAUGAGCCACGUAGUUUUAAAGCACAAUUGUUCAUUAGCUGCAAGAGCACAAAGCGACUUUGAAACAAGUUUGGUGCCUACACUCUGCCUUUCUCCCCCUGGAAGGAGAUGUGAAUCUUCUCAGGAAACUCCAGAUCCCAUUAUCAAAGCAAAGGACCUACCAUCCCAUCAAGUGCCAGCUUCAAUAAACAAAACCUUCCUAAAAGAAAUUUCAGGGGAAAAGUUGAGACAGAUCCCUGAAGUAUCCGAGUAUGACUGUAGAAACUAUCAGCCGAGCCAGAUGAGUGAAUCCGAGUUGCAGAUGCUGGCAAGCCUACGGCGGCAGCAGAAUGAAGAGUUGGAGGAGGCUGGGGCUUUGCAUGGCCUGAGUGCCUCCCAGGUUGACAACUGUAAUGUCAGCAUAAGCACCAGCAGUGACGACACAACCACCUGGAACUCCUGUCUGCCACCUCCAGUCAACCAGGGUCGUCACUAUCAGAAGGAAAUGAAUCCACCCUCUCCUUCUAACCCCCGACUAAAGCUGGUCCUUGGGCUCUUUGGGCGUUUCUUCUCCAUCUCACACUGCCAUAAACGUUCUCCUCGAAUAUCGAAUAUCGAAUAUCGCAAGUCUUCCAGGAAAGAGGGUGAAGACGAGCUGAAUGUGGAAGAGGAUGAGGAAGUGCUGACUCUGUUGUAUGACCCAUGUCUGAACUGUUACUUUGAUCCCCAGACUGGGAAAUACUACGAGUUGGUGUAAUCCCUCCUUCCAGGGCAAAGAAUGCCCCCCUCGGUUGGAGCAGUAUAGCAGCUCAGAUUCUGUUAAGGAGGCACCACAAUUUGUGUGUUGGGCCGACCCGUGGAAUCAAAAGUCACUGAGAGAAGUGAAUUUAUUUUGUAAAUAAUGUUCAAUGUUAAGCAUCGCUACUUUCUUUUUGUAGAUGUGUGUGAUCUUGGAACUGUGAAGGAAUUAAUACAAAGACAAGAUUUUAGGGCUUUGAAUAGGUUCUUAUUUGUUGGUUCUCAUCCUACAUAUAAUUUUUGUUUACUUCACAUAAUUUUAUGUAAAAUGAAUUAAGAGUUAUUAAUUCAAAAUGUUUGCAGUGUUAAUCUGUAAAUGAUGGCCUGAUAUACAGAAAAAAUGUAUUCUUGUUUAAAAGAUAUUUGGGUAACUUUUAUUUUAUUACAUAUUUGUAUUAAAAAUAAAGUCUGAUGGUAAAAAGAAUAGCUUUUCAACUGCUUCUUUUUAUUCACCCCACUCUCUUUACCAGAAUAUUCCUGGAUGAUAUUUACCUACUCAGAC